Molecule: messenger RNA, 1969 nt
Organism: Boleophthalmus pectinirostris (great blue-spotted mudskipper)
Lineage: Eukaryota; Metazoa; Chordata; Actinopteri; Gobiiformes; Gobiidae
Product: nuclear factor 7, brain-like
Exons: 6
Coding region: 236-1657 (473 amino acids)
Biological process (GO): protein ubiquitination
Molecular function (GO): protein binding; zinc ion binding; ubiquitin-protein transferase activity
Source: RefSeq, a predicted model, not a curated record
CUAAUCAUACGCGGAAAUAGACCUCGACUUAAAAACGAAAGUAGAAUUACGAGUUUUGUGUUUUACUAUUUUUGACCUCUAUUUCAGUCCUUAUUUUCGGGCUGUAUUUGUGUCACCAACAUAUUGAAGUUACGUGGUAUGUCUGUAUUGGCUGUGUUUUUAAUCAGUUUGUCUUGUGCUGAAAACGAAAAGAUAGCCUAAGUAAAGCUGUUACUUCUACGCUGUUCCUAACAGUAUGGACGUGGACAUGCAAAACGACACUUCAGAGGCCCUACGACAGGACCUGACCUGUGCCGUGUGUCAGAGCAUCUUCAGUGACCCCGUGCUCCUCCCGUGCACACACUCUUUCUGUCGAGAAUGUCUACAAAGGAGCCUGCAAGUCAGCCAAACGUGCCCAUUCUGUAGAGAACCUUGUACAGAAGACCAAACUAUUGUAAACCGUGAUCUGAAAAACGCAUGUGAGACAUUUGUGAAGCAGACCAACUGGAAAAGCCCUCCCAAACCCAGUGAAUUCUGUUGCACCCUCCAUCUCAAGCCUCUGGAGCUGUACUGUGAGUUAGAUGAGAGGCUAGUGUGCGUGGACUGCGCCACUUCUCACAGCGCUCACCGGCUACUUAGCAUCAAGGAUGGAGUCCCGCUUUGUAAGAGUGAGUUGAAUGACAAAGUUGAAUACUUUGAAAAGAAGAUUGAUUUGUAUGGAAGAAUGAGACAGACACUUUUCAAAACAGUUGAAUGUAUUCAAAAACAAGCAGGGGAUGCAGAAAAUCAGAUAAAGGAAGAAUUUGAGAGGCUCCACAACUUUCUUCAUGCUCAAGAAAACAUACGACUCCAAACCCUGGCCACUGAAAUGGAAGUAAAGAUGUCAGUUGUACAGGAAAAAAUAUCUACAACAGAGGAGCAUCUAAAAAGUCUUAAAGAGCACCUGGAUACUCUAAAAAAGGAGCUGGACAAUGAGGACCUUCCAUUUCUGAUGAAUUUUCAGAAAACUAAAAUACAAACAUAUUGGUCACAGCGUGUCCCAAAGAUUGAACAGGAUUGCCUCCUGACCAUGAGUAAGCAUGUUGGCUCCUUAGGCUUCAACAUCUGGAAGAGCAUGAAAGACUGUGUCCAGUAUUAUCCGGUAGUUCUCGAUCCCAACAGUGCUUCUCCUUGGUUGGCCUUGAGUCCAGACCUGACCAGUGUGAAGGAAAGCCCUGAGCCACUGCCUGUCCCAAACAACCCAGAUCGCUUUGACCCAUGUGUCUUUGUCCUGGGGGCUGAAGGGUAUACCUCUGGGAAACACAAGUGGGAGGUCUCUGUUGGAGAUAGCCCCAAAUGGAUUGUGGGAGUGUGCAAAGAGUCAGUGGUUAGGAAAAAGAUGUUUACAGUGUCAACCACAUAUGGAGUAUGGGCUAUCAGGCUCAGCAAAGAGAAGUACACUGCUCUAACACCAGAACCUACACAGCUGUCUGUCAAUUCAUGUCCAGAGAAGAUCCGUGUCAGGCUAAAUAUGGACAAAAGAGAGGUGUCUUUUUAUGAUGGAUUAGCAGAGAAACACCUAGUCUCUUUUACAUUUAAAUUGGAAAAUGGCGAAAAGAUGUAUCCAAUUUUUGGUCCAGGCCUCCAAAAUACACCCAUGUUUAUUUUUCCUGGAAAAGUUACAAUACAGACCUCCUAACAUUAAUAAUAGUUGUUGAAAAAAUAUGGUUUUGAAUUAGAUGUCCUUUGUGUUAAGCUUUUAGUCUGGAUGUCAUGUUGUGGGGUGUGUUGCGCAUACAUAGUUUAUUGUUAGAAACUUAAUUGAUAAGUUAAGUAACCAUAAUAUCCUAAUGCAUAACCUAGAGGCAUAUAUAAAAGACAAAUCAGCACUUUCCAAAUGGUGCAUGACACUAAAUAAGUAAACUAACAAACUAAACUAAAUUAAGUUAUAAAUGUGUUGUUAUUUUCAAUUUUGUGUCAUAAAGUGUGUAAUAAAGUUCAUCCACUAUCA